UAUCCUACAUCUUUAAUUGUGUUACCGUUUCCAGGGAUUUUGUUUUCUACCUUUAAUUCUCCCCUUUUAAGAAAUGCUUGGGGGCCGGGGAUGUAGCUCAGUGGCUCCGGCGCCUGCCUCGAAAGCGCAAGGUCCCGAGUUCGAUCCCCGUUGCCAAAAAGAGAAAUGCUUGGUAGGGCAUGCUUGGUAUGCAGUCCGGCUUGGCCUCAAAUUUGGAAUCCUGCCUCAGCCUCCCAACUACCUGGGGAAAAAAGGAUGCUAAACACGCACUUUUGCUAUUGAAGCAGUAAAUGAAUUGACGGAGAACAAGGCUUUUUUGUCUCGUUGAAAGUUGCUGUUAGGGAAGUUUUAAAUGUACUCUUCCCUCUGAAGGGGUGAUGAUUUUGGACUAUGAAGUACGUUGGCAGUAGCCAACGGAAGGAGCGUCUGUCUGUACGAACGCGGUCACAUGCCCGAGGCGUGGAGGCAUGUUAGUCGGGAAGAGCAGGGUGGCUGACUUAGAGAGCUUGCAGGGGUGAGGGGGUCACUGGCUGCCGUGGGUGUUUGCUUGAGCGAUAGUGGACAUUGAAACCGAGGCAACAGCGCAAAUUUACAGGCAGAAUCUCUAAUUGGAAAGCAAGAGAAAAUGGUGAAGGGAUUUCAGUUUGAGCAGAAGAAAAGCCGAAAAGAAUGCAGCCCUGAUGCAGAAGAUUGGGCUGGGUUGCUAACAAACGGAAGAGGCCAGUUCUUACGGGGUUGCUGAGGUGGACUAGGGUCUGGCUGAUCAGCUUCAGGAAAGGCCUCCUGGCUUGGGAAGCAAUCUAGUUCCCCUGAGAUGACUGCUGCUGUUUGGGGGCCAUCGCAGUUUUAGAGGCUCUGUUGGAGUGUGAGGUGACUGCCGGUUUAUGGCAAUGACUUUCUCCAUGCUCGUUUCAAGGGUAAACGCUGGUAGUUGAAUGACCUUGCAGGUCUCAUCUUGGGGUCCUCAGUCUUGAAGGGGGCUGAGAUAGAGUAGGUAAAGUUCGGUCUAAUAAACCCUUUACUACCAGUUAGAUGGACCUUCCCUAGAUGAUUAACCAGCCUACAUGUAGAGCUGAGUGGGGAGUUUUAAAGCUGUAAAGGAGACUGAUCCAAAGUGAAAGCAGAGAUGCCUAGCUUUGUCCUGUUUUUAGUUACGCAUUGGGCUUCUGUAGGCCCAAGUGAAAAGUCUGUUUGUUUUUAAACAAAAACAGGUUUUAAGUCCCUGACUGCUUCAAAAGAAAACAUAAAUCAUACUUUUCAUGAAAAACACAUUAAGGGCCUGGAAGUUUGUUCUCUAUCCCUCAGUGGUGAUCCCCAAGAGUUUUAUUUAUUCUUUAUCUGUUUUAUUCUUGGAGAUGCUAUGGUGAAGGCAUCUUUAAAGAUGCACCUAGUUUUUGAGACCCAUAAAAUUGUUUGGGAGAAUGGGUGGUAGAAAAGAAUACAUAGUAUACUUUUAAUGGGUAAUAGGUCCUGAGUUAAGGCUAAGAAGUACACCUGCCCUUUGACCCCGUGGUAGACAACUGUCUCAGAGGGUAGUGGUCCAUUCUCAAGGGUUGUGGGGAUAUGUGUACAGGUGAUUCAGAUGGAGUCUCCCAGGUAAUAGCAACCAGAGGUCAUCUCUGUCCAAACUGGGGGUUAGCUUUAGCUUUCCCCCUCUUCUUGCAAAAAGGCUGUGCCUGCAUUUACUGUUUAUUAGUGUGUCUAGAUGUAGGCUACUGCAGAGGUUUCUCUGAAUACCCAACUUGAAAUAAACAAAAGAAGUGUAUUUUAGGUGGGACAUUUUUCUUUCCAUUAUUAUCCACAAGCAAGGCCAAAGGAUUUUAUGAGCCUUUUCAUGGGAGAUGAAAGGGCACAGGAUGCAUUUUUUCAGUUGAUACUAGUUGUAAAGUAUGUGUCCCAAGCUGUGAUUGUACAAGAAGUGAAAUCCAAUAUUUUGGUGGUUGAAUUUUUCUAAAAAUGUUGGGCUCAAAAAUUAAUAGAAAAACUAAAGUAAUUGGGGUUUAAAGAAUCUUUAUAUCUCUGAUCAUAGGAUAAUUUGAAGUUGUGAAAAAAUAGAGGCUCAUGGACAUUUAUUUGUCCCUAGAGGGACUGUUACAAGAAUAUUGUAGAAUCAAGUGCUAGUUCUAGGGCUGACCUCAAAACAAGUUUUGAAGAAAAGUGUUGUUAACUACACUGAUUUUAAACAUUUACAAAAAUGUUUAAAUAUGGUCAUCUUUAAGCCAUGCAAAAUAAUUUUAAAAUAAUGAAGUUUCUUGAAUGUCUUUUCUUUUUAAUAUAUAUGACCUAAAUUUUCUUUUUUGAAAAUACAUGCUUAUGGAAAAAUCUACUCAUGAAUAACCACUGUUAGUAUUUUAGCAUCUUUUCCCAGAUUUUUUAAAUAUACGUCAUGAGUACACUGUGUGCUUACAUAUAGAUGUAAUUCUGUGUCUUCAUUGUUCCCUAAUGUGUGUUUUCAACAGGAUUUAUUGUCAUAUAAAAAUAUACAUCAAAAUAUAGAAUAAAAUUAAAAGAUGUAUGUAUAAUCAAUCUUCUUUCCUUCCUUUCUUGGAAUAGGAAAUGAACCUUGGGUCUUCAUGUGCUGUAUGUACCCCUAGCUCCAUCCUAGUCUUUUUAUGCAUGUGAUUUCCCAAAGGUAUAUAUAAAUAAGGAAAAAAGUACAGAUUCUCGUAGUCAUUUUCUCAUCACUGGGACACAGUACUUGACAGUCACAUCUUCAAGGAGAAGUUUAUUUUCAGUCCCUAGUUGGCUGGCUUCAAGGCAGAACAGUGAGGUAAAAGGCCCUGGGAGGAGGAAAAUGCUCUAUUCAUGGUAGGCAGCCAGCCAGAAAGUGGAGCGUGAAGGGAGGCGCUGGGAAGGGAGAUUCACUGAUACUCUUCCAGGCCACGCCCCCACCUGACCUGCCUUUUCUGGCCGAAACCCUUAUCCUUAACAGCAAGUGAGCUAUAAGCCCCCAUAACCCAGUCACCUCCCAAAAGACCUGCCUAUGGGCACAUGAGGGUCUCGGCUACAUCUAGAUAUAAUUCAUAACACAAGAGACAAAGGGCUGUGUGUGUGUGUGUGUGUGAGUGUAUUUUACUCCCAAAGUCACAGACAUGAAACUGAGCUAUUUAGAUGUACAGUAAGGUGAAAAUGACCGUAUACUUCAAGGAUCUGGAUUUGAGGUGGCUAUAGGGUGAACUUGGUCAAGAUUUGAUGAACCAAGAACUCGGUUCAGCCUUAGUUCCAUAUCUCAAAGAGGCAUGAUAAGGUUCAUAGUCCAUCGUGACAAUAAGAUGAACUUAAAAUGUGAAAGCAUUUUGCUUAUUACCUGCCAUAUAGCAGGCCUUCUGUUUUUCUUUCUUUUUCCCUGAACCCCACUUCCUUUUGUCUGAAGUUAAGGUUUUCUCCACUAGAUGGUGAUGGUAGAAAAAUAAAACAUACUAAUGAGCACCUUUAAAAAAAAAUCAUCUCAUCUCCUACUUUCAUUUGCCUAACUGAAUUUAAACUUUCUUUUUGAGUUGGCAUAAAUACAAAUAAAUGCAAACUGUUAUAAGGUCACAGAAUGAAAUCAAUAUAAAGUGAAAAAAAAAGGCUUAAAACUUUGUCCACCUCACUGCUUGUUUUCUACUAAUCUUGACUGUUUACUUUGAGCUGUGUAGCAUUUUAUCGUCCUUCCCCAGAAUCAGUCUGGGGAUGAUGGAGUCACGACUCAAAUGUACCUGUACCACAGGGUCUCACUCAGCCUGGCUGCAGUGCCUGAGCACAAGUAGAUUAUAAGCCUCAUAGUAUUGCACCUCUAGGCAUUAUCUUGCACCCUUGUAUUCAUACCCUAGACAUGUUUGAAGCAAAAAUGAGUCUAGGCCCAGUUAGUCCCACGUGACCAACAUCCUUGCCAUGUUUAUUUACCAUCCUAAGAAAAACCCUGCGGUCAUCUGCUCCCUGUGAUUCCUCUCCCCAAGUGCAUGGUCCUUUCUUUUCCUGACUUUCCCUAGAUUCUGAAAGUUGUACCAUAUGUUACAUUUCUUACUGAGUUUAUCAUAAUACAUUUAAUACAUUUUCUUGGUAUUGUAAGCAGGAACUUGUAAUCUAUUUUCUUGCUGGUCUUUACUGUUACAAAAAUAAAUGGACUUACUUUUAUUUCAUACUUUGCCUUUUCGUAAAUGCUUAUUAGUUUUAAGUGAUUUUCAGUUGAAAACUGUAACCAAGGGUUUUCUGCCCCACACUCAUAGAAGGCAAUAACCAUUAAGCAGGUUUUUGCAAAAAAGAAAGCUUUUAUUGAAGGCUGACAAGACAGGAGGCAUGCUCAAAUCUGUCUCUGCAGUUGGUUGGUGGUGACAGCGUUUAGGAAGGGAGAGGGUAAAGCCACUUGUUGAUCAGAUGGCACGGGAAAGUUUUAGGGCUUUGGGAAGACAUAGAUGGUCAUGCCUCUUCAUCCUUUUGGCGAGUGUUCUAUGUGGGGAUUCUCAGUUUAUGGUGUCAGGUCAUCAGCUAGGAGAAAGGACUUCUGUGCAUGCUCAGCCAUGCAUAGAUUUUUAGCUGGUGUCUGGUGAGUUCUAGUGAUAUUUCCUACAAAACAACCUGGAAGUGCUUGGCCGAUUUAUACCUGAUUUCUCCUGUUUUCACUUGUGGUAUAAUACAGAAUACAUCUGACCUUUUUCCCAAUUCCUGCCACAGAUCUUUGGAGUUCCUUGGGAUUUUCUGGGUGGCAGGUGUGCCUUUAUUAUGCUAAUGAGCCAACCUCUCCUUGGCCUCUAGGGUCCCUUGGGACCAGCCCAGUCUGUGGGGAAGAGGGGUGCUGAUAAUUAAACCCGAUCCUGUGACCAAUGAUGUAAUCAUGCUUGUAUGAUGUUGAGCCUUCAGUAAAGUCUCUGGAUUCUGAAGCUCAGUGGAGCCUCCUGCUUGUGAGCACAGAUCUUGGGCAUGUCUGGAUCUAGGAAGAACGGGCAUGGAGCUCCCUGUCUGGGACCCUCCUGGACCUCACUCUUGUAGUUUGGAUCUUGACUGUCUCCUCAAAGGCCCAUGUGUUAGGGGAUGGUCGUUGAGGAUGUGCCUUUGGAAGAUAUUCUGGAACACCAGUGCCUGUCUCUUUUGUUUCCUUUAGGUCUACAGAUCAUCUGUGCUAGGCAGUAGGUUGCUGAGAGACUGAAGAAAACACCUGAAGAUGGCACGCCUAAAGAAUCAAUGGGGGAGAGACACAUGAGGGGUAUGGGGAGAAGGGCAGAAAGAAUCCUGUGGUCUUCAGGUGGAACUGGAAAUAUAAGGACUCUACUGACCGAGAGUAAAGACUUUUACCAGAGACCUGUGUGGUCAGCUUGAAUUCUGCAAAAUUUCCUUUUAUCUACUGGAACUUACAACUAUGCUUGGAGUGGUUCAAAUUCUAUGAUGUCCUCCUAUAAAUGCCAAGAGAACGGAACACUGAAAAGCCACGAUUGUGUCUUGAUUUACAAAUCGGAGACAGAGGGAAACAAAAACCACACGCCAGAGAGCAGCCUAAUUGGACUCAGCACCAAGAUGCUGAAAGUGAAGCAGCUAGAAGAAAUUAACACGAGCUACAGCAGCAACAGGCUGGAGGAAAUGACAUUUUUCCAGUGCAUGGAAGAGGUAGAGAAAGUGAAAUGCUUUCUGGAAGAAAAUGCCAGCGGACUGGAUUCAAGAUCUGGAAAGAAUGGGGCUAAGGAGAAGGCAUGGUUGAACCCUGGCCUGAAAGAAAGGACGCUUGUCAAAGAUGAAAGGACAUCAGUCAUCACAGAGAGAUCUACCAAGAAGAAUCAUCUCUUCUCUGAGAAAGAAAAGGUUGAUAAGCUCAACAAGAAAAAUGCCGAGAAGACCAGUGCCUCUGUAGCUCAGCUCAGCUUUGCCAUCUGUCCUGCAGAAAGAGGAGGCAAGGAGAAAGACUAUGCCUCGAUAAAUUCCACAGAAGCAAGAGAGAAGACAGGUGGAGAAGACGUUUCAUGCACACAGAGCCUAAAGAAACAGGAAAAUAACAGUGCUGAAGAUGACAAGCAAGCCACUGUGGGUAAAAAUGAGUGUCCAAUGUCCAGAGGGGAGAAAAAUGGGCUCCAUCCUAAGGAAGACACUAGUGGAAGGGAAGCUGAGGAAGGAGGAUCAGCAACCACAAGCAAAACAGUGCUGGACCAAUGUUUGAGUAAAAAGCAACACACCGAUCAAACCGAUGCUGAUCAGUCCCGGGCAAGGUGUAUCAGCAGCGUAAAGGCUGUUUCUACACCAGGAAUCCGAAGGAAUUCCGCAACGGGGUCUGCUUUCCAGAGCGCUGAGCAGGCAGAGUCAGGCGGCAGCAGUAAGCGAAGAGUAACAGAGGAGGAGAGCGGCCUGGACGAGGACCACAAGAAGAGCAGGAUGGACGCAGCGGGUGUGGGCGAAGAGGGCGCGUUUAUAAAGAUGCAAGAAGCCAGCCGAGACCAGAGGGGCGCACAGGGUAAACCCCAGGAGCGCACAGGAGUGGAGACCCCUGGAGAGCAAGACCUGGUGGUCCCCCUGGAUGACAUCCCAGCUCCCGCUGCCCCGUUUGAUCAUCGUAUUGUGACAGCCAAACAAGUAGCGGUCAACAGCUUAUAUACCGUGAGCAAAACAGAAAUCCUAGGAGGGGGGCGUUUUGGCCAGGUUCACAAGUGUGAAGAGAAAGCAACAGGCCUGAGGCUGGCUGCCAAAAUCAUUAAGACCAGAAGCACAAAGGACAAGGAGGAGGUGAAGAACGAGAUCAGUGUUAUGAACCAGCUGGACCAUGUGAACCUCAUUCAGCUCUACGACGCCUUCGAGUCCAAGGACCAUGUCAUCCUGGUUAUGGAGUAUGUGGAAGGUGGGGAGCUGUUCGACCGCAUCAUUGAUGAGAACUGCAGCUUGAUGGAGCUCGACACCAUCCUGUUCAUCAAGCAGCUAUGCGAGGGUGUAAGACACAUGCAUCAGAUGUACAUCCUCCACCUGGACCUAAAGCCUGAGAAUAUCCUGUGUGUGAAUCGGGAUGCUAAACAAAUAAAAAUCAUUGAUUUUGGACUGGCCAGAAGAUACAAGCCCAGGGAGAAGCUGAAGGUGAACUUUGGAACCCCUGAAUUUCUUGCCCCUGAAGUUGUGAACUACGAUUUUGUUUCCUUCCCUACAGACAUGUGGAGUGUGGGGGUCAUUGCCUACAUGCUACUUAGUGGUUUGUCCCCUUUCCUGGGUGACAAUGAUGCAGAGACGCUGAGCAACAUUCUGGCAUGCAGGUGGGACUUAGAGGAUGAAGAAUUCCAGGACAUCUCAGAUGAAGCCAGGGAGUUCAUCUCCAAGCUCCUGAUUAAGGAGAAGAGUUGGAGAAUAAGUGCCAAUGAAGCUCUCAAGCACCCCUGGUUGUCAGACCACAAGCUCCAUGCCAGACUCAAGGCACAGAAGAACUGUAGCUCUGAUGCUCAUAAUCUUGUGACCAAAUAGCCCAUGGAAGGCGCCCCUUUAAAAGGAAAGCUGCUGUGGUUGCUGCUGCUUUGAGAAGACUUUUGGAAAUAUCAGCAGUUCAGAUGACUUGACCCCUGGGAUGACUGGCAGCUGGCCGUAGCGGGGGAGCCCUUGAACUUGAGCUGGGAGGGCCGGUGCCAUCCCUGGGGUGCAGGCAGACCUCACUCCCACGUACUGCAUGGUGGGGAGAUGUUUCCCUGCCUCCUUAUUUUUUUAAUUUUUGUUUUUUUAAAUUUUUGGAUGUUAGUCACUGGGGCAGGGGUACAUUAUGUCUGCUAUUUCUCGAAUUACUAGCACAAUCAGAGUUGAGAUUUAAGAACCUGGAGGAUGCAUUCAGAGGCAGAAAGUGGCUCCCAGUUAUUAAACUGUGUCUCUUAAAGGGGUGAUUGUAUCUCUAGGAAAAUCCUCAGUUUGGCACGCACGCCCUUGAACCCUUCUUGAUUUGGGCUGAAAUCAGGUGAACUCAAUGGGUAAAUAAUCUGCUUGCUGGAAUGCAUGCCUUCUUUGAAUGCCAAGGCAACAGGCAUCAGAGGUUGUCUCUUCCGUUUACUCUGAAGCCUUCCCCAAGCCCAUCAGUUUCUUCCAAGUAGCUGGUUCUGCUUUCAGAUUAGUCACGCGCUUUCAUGACGAGCUUCCUGCUCCCAUCUGACGGGCCGUCCGUAGACUCAGAGACCAAUAACUGCACCUAUGCAGCCCCUGUGACUUGGAGGCUUGUGCAGAAAUAGCAGUCAGACCCCAAAGGCAAAGGCCCCUGCCUCAGCUCUCGUGCCCUUUGAGCACAACAGCGAUUUCCAGUUGGGAGCUUCUUAUUCCUGAAUGCUCCAGCCAUUUCCUGACAGGUAUUUAAUAAGGGGCAGGAGUGCUUCUGUGGGUGGCAUCUGGGGCAUAGAAAGGCACCGAGCUGUAUAGAGCAAAACGUGUGUCAUUUCCUCAUGAAGAAGGAAUGAUGCAGAGCCUCCCAGGAGUCCUGCACACUGCACACCACGCUCCCCACUCAGCCCCGGGACGUUCCUCAGUUUCCAUUUCCAAAUACUGCUGUGUUAGCAGGAUGUGGCCAAUGGCUGUGGUCCCAGCAGUCUGGGAAGCUGAGACAAGAGGAUCACAUGUUUGGGCCCAGACUGAGCGAUUUAGCAACUUAGCAAGACCCUGUCUUAAGAUAGCAUUUUUUUAAAAGGGCUGGAAAUACAGCUCAGAGCAAAAAAGAAAUAGCUACUGUUGUGUGAGAUAUGCUCUCACAAGUCCCUGAUUUUCAGGCCUGUAUAUUGAUCUAGGCUGCUUUGUCGUGACAGCAAUGAAGGGUAUAAGAGAGCAUGGUGGCUCUGUCACGAAGGCAGACUCACUCUUCUCCCUUCUCUCCCACCCCACCUAGGGAGUCCUUAAAGUGUGCCCGUGGGCAACUGAUGCCCAGGUCCCUAUUAUCAUGCGCAAGGGCCCUGUGCCGCUUUCAGCCAUGCUAGCUCUAGACCUUGCUCCUCUGCAGCCUCGGCUCUCAUAAUAUGAUGCAUUUCCUUCUUCCCUUGGCCAACGCAUUUAUCCACGUUUGGUUUCUUCUAUUCCUGUUAUGCAAUUAAGUUUCAAAUGUUUAAUUUUAUUUUUAAAAAAAAGAAAAGGGAAAGAAACACACAUACACACAAAGCAGCCCAGUGACUGAAGGGUUCUAUUACUGGGCUAUGUUUAGCUGAUGCUCUUCAUCGAGUCUGGAAAAAUCCAAGGCAGUGCUCACAUUAAUGUUCCUAGACCACAGAGAGCUGGCAUUCAGUCCAAUGGGCAGCCUGCAUCCAGCCUCCAUUCUGAUUCACAGAGGCAGAGAAAUUUCUCCAGGCCCUGCCAAACACGGAAGGGACAGCUCAGGUGCAAUAUGGCAUGAUUUCUUUGCUGAGUGAUACACUUGAUGACGCUGUCGUUAUCGGAUGUGACUUUCUUAUUUCUUGAGGCUUAGAAAGGAGACUACUUUAGAAAGAAGGGAUCUCAUUUGAAUUUGUAGUUAAACCUCCACAUUUGGAUGGGCAGGUAUCCUCAUGCCAGCGGGUGCCUUUUAUAGGAGAGCUGAGGACACUUCUCGUUGCAGAGUUGAUGACAGUCUAGAGUUACAUGGGAGGGGGAUUAUCAGCCUAGUGUUCCUCCUGUCCCUGCUCCACGCCCAUGGGGCUUCUCCAGCAGGAGCCUGUAGCUUGGCAGAUUGCUGCUCUGCUGGGAAAAGGGGUUUGCAAAGCUGGGUAAUCAAAGCAGAUGCAAGCAUGGGCUCAGAGAAGCGAGUCUGGCUAGACUGGGGCUAUUGUGAUCAAUUUUUCCAGAACGUCAUCAGGAUCUGAGAGCCUGGAUUUCACUUCCACCCUCUUAAUGGACAAUGGGGCUUCACUUCGUCUCACUAGGAAGUUCCCGUUUUUCUACCAAAUGGAGGAAAUUAAGUGCUAAUGUGGCACUUCCCUCUGUCUGGAGAGAAAUAACCCUACCCAUCUUUAAGAAGAAUGCAUACCCACAUCCAUAGUUGAGGAGAUACCGUACUUACUAGAAUAUGCUGAUGUUAAAAAUCAGAGAGAAGAAGGGCCCUGCUCCCAUUUGUUACAUAAAAAACCAAGGAAGGGAUUGUCAUCUGAGUCUGAUCUAAGUUGGGACAAAGAUUUCCAGGUCAAAAACUGGGUGUCACAAAUACCUGUGGGUACCAGGGCUUUACUUUCUCUCCUUAAAAGUAAAUAGGUGUGGCUGUUACCAUGACAGCCCAAUGUUGAUGUAUGUUUCAAAAAAUGUAUGGUUGUUUCUACUUUCAUCUAAAUUAUGAAAAUCAGCGUAGCAUUUUUUUCUCAUUUUAAAAUCAAAAUAGGGAUAGCAGAGUAGGAAAUGAGAAUCCUGUUCUUUAUUUCAUUACUUUUUUGGCUUUAUUUUGUUCUAUCCCUGUGGCUGCCUCUGCCCCUGCCCCAGCCAUUGGGUGAGGAGUGCCAAUGUGCACAUCUAUGCUCAUGUAGUUUGGGCUCUCCUGGAAAAUUCAUUUGUAGAAGUGUGAGCCAGAGGAGGAGCAGGCCCGGCAGGAGGCAGUGGUCGUGCUUGGUUCGGCUCCUUGUACCCCGAGCCACUCCACCAUCCACGUGGGUGGUGAUGGCCCAGGCUCCUUCUCAGUAUCUCCAAUGCUUCCUACUUUGCAUUUGCUCUUAAAAUUUUUUUUUAACUUCUCUUUUUCGUGAGUGAAAAGUAAAGUCUGUCUUCUCCAUCAUGACAACUUCUCUUAAGACCUUUAGUUUAUUUUGGGUGCCUGGGAUUGAACCGAAAACCUCACAAAUGCUAAGUUUAUGCUGUACCACAAAGCCACACCCUCAGCCCCUACCCCAAGGGUUUCUUUUCCCACCCUCCUUCCCUUCCUUCCUUUCUUUUUUUCAAUGCUGGAACCUAGGGCUUCUCACAUGUCAGGCAAGCACUCUCUUACAGAACUACACCCCUUCCAUCCUCAGCCCUUUUUAUUUUAUUUUGAGGUAAGGUCUUGCUGAAUUGCCCAUGCUGGCCUCCAAUGUGUGAUCCUCCUGCCUCAGCCUCCAGAGUAGCUAGGAUUACCUUCACAUGCCACCAAUGCCCAGCUUACUAAGGCUCUUUGAGAUCAGAAUUUUAUUUAUAAAAGGCAGCCUCUUACCAUCCUAAAGGAAAACUGGUGCUGGACAUAUUCAGUAUUGACCUCCUGCAUUUAGAUUGCUUCCUUGCAGAGCUUGAAGUCUACAGUUUCUCAAAUUAGAAGCCAGCAUGUGUCCUUGCUCUGGUUAAGCAAGGUAUGUUUUGGGUCAGUGGUCUUUAUCUAGGCAGUUUCACCUUCCAUGAAGUCUAGUAGCUCAGUUACUAAUACCAAUCGAAAAGAGCAGAAAACACCACAUCCUGGGAGUGCAGGAGCUGCACACGGACAUAUGUGGCUGUCGGCCCAGCCUGUAGACCCCAGUACGUCUUUCUGACAGGCUUAUCCAUGCAGAUAAGCACUUAAAGUGGAUUCACAAGUGGUGAGUGCAUGUAUCAUGUGUAUUUUUAUUUCUGAAGGUAGGUGUGUUCUGCUGUAUCUCUUUGCCUCAUAAAAAUGUACUAUGAGAGUCAUGUGUAUGUAUUAUGUUAAAAAACAAACAUGGUCCUUAUUUACCCUUUGUUAAUGAGCUAAAUUAUUCAAUAAAGUAGACUUGGAAAACGCAA
Messenger RNA from Heterocephalus glaber (naked mole-rat), 11583 nucleotides. RefSeq names its product myosin light chain kinase family member 4 (gene Mylk4). Gene Ontology annotation, molecular function: protein serine/threonine kinase activity; ATP binding. The record is from RefSeq and is a predicted model, not a curated record. Gene Ontology annotation, biological process: protein phosphorylation; positive regulation of apoptotic process; intracellular signal transduction. Gene Ontology annotation, cellular component: nucleus. Lineage: Eukaryota; Metazoa; Chordata; Mammalia; Rodentia; Bathyergidae.